Punica granatum (pomegranate) is the source of this 1160-nucleotide messenger RNA. NCBI's taxonomy places the organism in Eukaryota, Viridiplantae, Streptophyta, Magnoliopsida, Myrtales, Lythraceae. The record is from RefSeq and is a predicted model, not a curated record.
UUCUCAUUCUGUCUUGACAUUCAAGCAACGAAAAGCUUUUCCUCUCCAUCUGCGCCUACUUCUACUGCAAGAGGAAGCAGCAGCGCGAGAGCUAAGACGACAACAGAGACCGGAAAAUGAGCAGCAUAGGCACCGGGUACGACCUCUCGGUCACCACCUUCUCGCCGGACGGCCGCGUCUUCCAGAUCGAAUACGCCGCCAAGGCCGUCGAUAACAGCGGCACUGUAGUAGGCAUCAAGUGCAAGGAUGGGAUUGUCUUGGGUGUGGAGAAGCUCAUUACCUCGAAGAUGAUGCUCCCUGGCUCCAAUCGGAGAAUCCACUCCGUUCACCGCCAUUCCGGCAUGGCUGUUGCUGGGCUAGCUGCAGAUGGAAGACAAAUUGUUGCACGAGCAAAAUCUGAGGCAACUAAUUACGACAGUGUCUAUGGUGAGCCCAUUCCUGUGAAGGAACUUGCAGAACGUGUUGCAAGUUAUGUGCACCUAUGCACUCUUUACUGGUGGCUGAGACCUUUUGGCUGUGGAGUAAUUCUUGGAGGCUAUGACAGGGAUGGACCCCAACUAUACAUGGUUGAACCCUCUGGCAUCUCCUAUAGAUAUUUUGGUGCUGCAAUUGGUAAAGGGAAGCAAGCUGCGAAGACAGAGAUCGAGAAGCUAAAGCUGUCUGAGAUGACAUGUAGGGAUGGAGUCAUUGAAGUAGCCAAGAUCAUUUAUAAAGUACAUGACGAGGCUAAGGACAAAGCCUUUGAAUUGGAAAUGAGCUGGGUGUGUGAUGAGUCGAAGCGACAGCAUGAGAAGGUCCCUGAAGAGCUUUUGGAGGAGGCAAAGAAUGCAGCUAGGUUGGCUCUGGAAGAGAUGGAUGCGGAUUGAUUGGUGGUUGAGUAGGGCCUGCGAUUACCUCUUUGGAUGGGCUAUAGACUGUCUCUGUUUGUCUUCACAGUUCCUGGGGAUUCCUCAACUGCUUCUCGAGUUAGUAUAGGGACGAACUUUAGGUCGGAUUAUAUUUUCUCGAGGGCUGUUAAGAUGUAAUUGUCUCCUCCAUUUCCCUGCGAUUUGAAUGGACUAGUUUCCUCAUGCUUAUGGUAUGCUGAACGAAUUUCUCGACCCAUUAUGGUGUGAAUUCUUCAAUAGAAACCUUGCUCUUGAAUAGAGUUCCAAACUCUA